Molecule: messenger RNA, 1034 nt
Organism: Homo sapiens (human)
Lineage: Eukaryota; Metazoa; Chordata; Mammalia; Primates; Hominidae
Gene: DAOA
Product: D-amino acid oxidase activator
Exons: 6
Coding region: 245-625 (126 amino acids)
Cellular component (GO): mitochondrion; Golgi apparatus; cytosol
Source: RefSeq, marked reviewed
AGCAAGUAAUGUGUGUGUGAGUAGUCAUUGGAUACAUACAUAACAGUGAGCAAGUUUAUCAGCUCCUGCAUGGCAGUGUUCUGAUGAUCUUUUGCUGCAAAAGAGCUACACCCCAAAUUAGUGGCUUAAAGUAAAAGCUUACUAGUGUAUAUGAUGAUUCUGUUGGUCCAGGAUUUGGAAAGGGCAUGGCAGGAGGUCUCAUCUCUGCUUCACAAUGCCGAUGAUUUAGCUGGGAGGACCCAAAAUGCUGGAAAAGCUGAUGGGUGCUGAUUCUCUCCAGCUUUUCAGAUCCAGAUAUACAUUGGGUAAAAUCUACUUCAUAGGUUUUCAAAGGAGCAUUCUUCUGAGCAAAUCUGAAAACUCUCUAAACUCUAUUGCAAAGGAGACAGAAGAAGGAAGAGAGACGGUAACAAGGAAAGAAGGAUGGAAGAGAAGGCAUGAGGACGGCUAUUUGGAAAUGGCACAGAGGCAUUUACAGAGAUCAUUAUGUCCUUGGGUCUCUUACCUUCCUCAGCCCUAUGCAGAACAUUCCAAGGUGAUUCUAAAUGGCAAUUUGCACUGUCAUUUUAAAAGAAUUUCUCAGAUAUUUGCUGGGCACUUUAUGGAAGGAGACACUGAGGCUUGAAGAAGUAAGCAGCCAUGUUGGAAAAGUCUUCAUGGCAAGAAACUAUGAGUUCCUUGCCUAUGAGGCCUCUAAGGACCGCAGGCAGCCUCUAGAACGAAUGUGGACCUGCAACUACAACCAGCAAAAAGACCAGUCAUGCAACCACAAGGAAAUAACUUCUACCAAAGCUGAAUGAGUUUGGAAGCAGAUUCUUCCCAGCCAAUCCUUCUGAUGACAAUGUAGUCUGGCCAACAUCUUCACUGGACUCUGACGGACUCUGUGUCUGGGACCCAGCUGAUAACACGUGGUGAUGGGAUUGUAUUUGCAACUCUCUGGUCAGUAAGUGAUAAAAUGCCAUUUCUAUGCACCCACCUGGCCUGUGUGACUGGGAGAAUCUCUCUUUUUAUUAAAUGUGCUUCAAGUUUUAACA